Molecule: messenger RNA, 906 nt
Organism: Physella acuta
Lineage: Eukaryota; Metazoa; Mollusca; Gastropoda; Physidae
Product: protein Churchill
Biological process (GO): multicellular organism development; fibroblast growth factor receptor signaling pathway; positive regulation of DNA-templated transcription
Molecular function (GO): zinc ion binding
Source: RefSeq, a predicted model, not a curated record
AACAACCCUAAACAUAGCCAUAGGCUUAAGUUUUAACCCAUUUGGCAUUUCUUUAGGCUAAUUAGAUCUAGUAAUUAUUAAAAAAUAGAAUAGAUGGUAUUAGAUCUAGAUCUAGCCAUCAAAAAACUAAUGGGUCCUACGUAAAAUUACAGCUUCUGAGGUUGGGCAUAAAAAAAUAUUAAAAUAAGGCUUUCGCAGCAUGUGUGAACAAUGUGUGAGGGAAGAAUUCCCAGAUAGAGACUCGCUGUGUGUUGACCAGGGCUCCUAUAUGAUAAACUUUUUCAAAUGUUGUCAGUGUCAUGCACAAGAGAUAAAAAACAUCAACAGAAACUGCACUGAAACAAAAAAUGAAGAAGUAAUCACAUAUCAACAUGUUUGCAGCAAUUGUACUCACGUCAUAGCUGAACAUGAACACAUAUUUAGAGUGGAGGGAGAAUUUCAGGUGUACGAGAUGUCCUGCCUGCUCUGUGGCUCAGCUGACGACCAACGCAGCAUUAUGCCAGUUGACCCCAGAGGGCCAGUCAUGUGACAGGAUCCAGAAGUUGUCGGCCCAUGUGACUGGUCAUGUGACUGGUCAUGUGACUGGAGUGAGCCAGUGGUAAAGAUCAGGCUAAGCUGGUAGAAGGAACCAUAUUGUAUUGCUGUAGACUUGUCUUGGUUGGGUGUGUUUGCUACACUCAUUCAUUGCUGAUGUGUGUGGUACACAAGUGUGUGUGUGGUACACAUGUCUGUGGUAUACAAGUGUGUGUGUGUGUGGUACACAAUUGUGUGUGUGUGGUACCCAAGUGUGUGUAGCAAAGUUAACUGCUGGAAUGCAGCCUACUAUGUAAUGAAUGUUUAAAAGCCUUGCUUUAAAUGAUUUAAUUUUUGUAAAAAUAUUAUUAAUUAAAGAAUUUCUUAAAAAUC